Oppia nitens is the source of this 2832-nucleotide messenger RNA. It is a transcript of the gene AdamTS-B, whose product is annotated as A disintegrin and metalloproteinase with thrombospondin motifs 7-like. Gene Ontology annotation, biological process: proteolysis; extracellular matrix organization. Bases 1 to 2832 code for a protein of 943 amino acids. NCBI's taxonomy places the organism in Eukaryota, Metazoa, Arthropoda, Arachnida, Sarcoptiformes, Oppiidae. The record is from RefSeq and is a predicted model, not a curated record. The transcript has 18 exons. Gene Ontology annotation, cellular component: extracellular matrix. Gene Ontology annotation, molecular function: metalloendopeptidase activity.
AUGUUUAUACAAUCAUAUGAAAUACAAAUUCCUGAAAAGAUUUCAUCGGACGGACGUUUCAUAUCUUAUACAUUGAAUCACGAGUUGUCGACUCGAAAGACCAGAUCCAGUGACAGUCAAUCAGAUGAUGUCUACUAUUCAAUUCCGUUACAAUCAUACGGCAAACUUGUACUAUCAUUGUCACCAAAUAAGCGAUUGUUGGCGCCAUCGGUAAUAGUAGAAAAAUGGACCGAUGAUGGACUAAUCGGAUCCAACAGUGACGACCUAUCGUCACAUUUAUUUAAUCCGAUAAAGAAAUUUUGUUAUUACGAAGGAUUUAUACGCAAUAUUACCAACAGUUUGGUUUCAGUAUCAACUUGUGAUGGACUGAGAGGAGUCAUUCGUAUCGAUGGAAAUGAUCUGUUUAUUGAGCCGAUUGAGGCUAAUGUCAAUCACAAGCAACCAAAUCAUCAUAAAAUCACCAAAAGAUCAGUUGAACAAUACAAUCAAAACAACAAUAAUUUUCCAGAAAAAAUAUGUGGAGUUAAAAAUGAAUAUGAAUCAGGAAUUCAAAGACGUAAGCGUUGGGAAACAAAAAGAAAACAUCAAAACAAACAACAAAACUAUACAUCUCUUAGAAAGAGAUCCGUCAGCCUUGAGAGGAAUGUAGAGACACUCAUAGUGGCCGACCCGACAAUGGUUGACUAUUAUACCGAUGAAGACCUACAGAUGUAUAUAUUGACAAUCAUGAAUGUGGUCAGCGGACUAUACCACGACCACAGUAUAGGAAAUGCCAUCAACAUAAUCAUAGUACGGGUGAUUUUGCUGCAAAAUCAGACCACUACCGCCACUACGACCACACAUCGAUUGGCCACUAAUUUUUCGGAUAGUACGGCACCCAAUGCUACAUUGAAAAACUUUUGUCGCUGGCAACAGGUAAUCAAUCCGCCAGAGGAAGGACAUCCCAAUCAUCACGACACCGCUGUACUCAUCACUAGAAAUAAUAUAUGUCGGACACCAAAUGAUAAACUAUGCAAUUCAUUGGGAUUGGCAGAAAUUGCAGGAAUGUGUCAACCACUGAGAAGCUGUGCCCUAACUGAAGAUACCGGACUAUCGCUCGCUUUCACAAUUGCUCACGAAAUUGGACACAAUUUCGGUAUGAGUCACGACGGUUCCCAUAAUCAUUGUGUAACAUCCGAUGGACACAAACAUCAUAUAAUGUCUCCCAGUCUUACAUUGGAUACAAUACCCGUUUGGUCUAAUUGUAGCCGAACUGAAAUCACUAAUUUUCUCGAUCGUGAAUGGGGUUAUUGUUUGGAUGACGAGCCAACUCAACACGUGUUUAAUUAUCCAGAAUUACCGGCAGGCACAAUGUAUAACACCGACCAUCAGUGCCGACUCCAAUACGGACCCGAAUCCAAGUACUGCAACGAAAUGCAAGACGUAAACCUGUGCGAGACGUUGUGGUGUCAAACUGGCGACCAAUGUAUAUCUAAGCUAAAGCCGGCGGCCGAAGGAACUAUUUGCGGACAGAAUCGGUGGUGUUAUUUGGGUGAAUGUGUGGAAAUUGGUGAACGCCCGCCGGCCAUUGACGGCGAAUGGGGUCCCUGGUCUAACUGGUCGGACUGUUCCCGGGAAUGCGGGGCCGGAGUUAUGUAUUCCGAACGGGAAUGCAAUAAUCCAUUACCAUCAAAUGGUGGCCGAUAUUGUAUUGGCGAAAGAAAACGAUAUAAAGUUUGUAAUACACAGCCGUGCGGUUAUAGUAAUAAAACAUUUCGUGCCAUACAAUGUAGUUCAUAUGAUGGCAUUGAAUUUAAAGGACAGUAUUAUAAAUGGCAACCCGUGCUAACACCGGCCACUCCGUGUGAACUCUAUUGCAAACCCGAAGGUAAAUCAUUUUCAAUACGUCUAUCAGACACUGUCAUCGACGGUACGCCCUGUCGUCGGGGCAGUAAAGACAUGUGCGUCAAUGGCAUGUGUCGGAGUGUCUCCUGUGACUGGAAUUUUGACUCUGAAUCUCAAGAGGACAGGUGUGGUAUUUGUGGCGGCGAUAGUACUCAAUGUUUAACAAUCAAAGGAAAUUUCAAUCAAACUAAAGGAUUUGGUUACAUCCAAAUAUUAUACUUACCGGAAGGGGUGUCCAAUUUGAAAGUCGAAAAACUAUACGCCGACGAUAAUUAUUUGGCUGUUAUGGACAAUAAGGGAGAGUAUAUAUUGAACGGCGAUUUCAUGAUUGACUGGACGGGUGAAUAUUCAUUAUACGACACUACAGUCUAUUAUGAUAGAGAUUCUGGCGGUAAGGAGACACUGCAGGUGCCGGGACUACUGCGCGGCAAUAUCACGAUUAUGUUAUUAUUUCAAUCGGAAAAUCGUGGCAUCAAAUGGGAGUAUACUGUGGCUAAUGUUAACCAUAGCCGUAGUCCAGAGUUUGAGUGGCUUUUGGAUGAAUACGGCAUUUGCUCGCAAACUUGCGGAAGAGGCAUUCAAAUCCGUAAAGUUCGCUGCUAUGAGAAAGAGGGCGGUCUGGUUGAAGAUAAAUACUGUUACCGAUUGUCAUCGAAACCGUUAGAAGAGAAGCGAAUCUGCAAUCAAAACAACUGUCCGGCCCGAUGGUGGUCAGGUCCGUGGCAACACUGUAACGCUACCUGUGAUAGUAAUAAGGGUGUCCGCAAAAGAUCGGUACUGUGUGUCCGAUCUAUGGAUUCCGAUGAACAGUUGGCUCUCCGAAACAGUGAAUGUGACGCUACGGUAAAACCUUUGGAUUCAGAAGAAUGUAUUUAUCAGAAGCCAUGUCCUAAAAGUACAACAACUACUACUAACUCAAUCAACAAGUGUGCUAAAAAUAGAUUAUAA